Molecule: messenger RNA, 2743 nt
Organism: Pistacia vera
Lineage: Eukaryota; Viridiplantae; Streptophyta; Magnoliopsida; Sapindales; Anacardiaceae
Product: probable galacturonosyltransferase 14
Exons: 6
Coding region: 400-2028 (542 amino acids)
Molecular function (GO): polygalacturonate 4-alpha-galacturonosyltransferase activity
Source: RefSeq, a predicted model, not a curated record
AGAAAAAAAGAAAAAAAAAAAAAAAAGAAAGGAAGGGAAAAGAAAAGGAAAGAGGAAAUCAAGAAGACCCAGAAAACCAAACGGGAGAGUCCUUCAUUAAUUGAUUGAAAAGAUUCAAUCUUUUAUUACCAUUUUAAUAUUGUUAUUGUGGCGAGAGGGGCGGAGAGGGAAGGGUGAGAGGGGGUUCUUUUUAGAAACUCAAUGCGGUCUUUGAGAAAAAGGCCAAAUUUGAGGGAGACCCAGAAGGCGAAAUUUGGGGAGGAAUCAAGAUCUGAUGGUGGGUGUGAGUUUGAGUUAUUGUUGUUGGUGUCUUUGUUAUUUGGAUUGGUUAAAUUGUGUUAGAGAAGAGGUGAGUGGUGGUUUUUGUUGUGGUGUGGUAGUGAGGCUGCAAAGACAAGGAUGCAGCUUCACUUCUCGCCUAGCAUGAGAAGCAUCACAAUAUUAUCAAGUAGCAGCAACGGUAUUAAUAGCAAUGGAGGAGGUUUUAUUGACUUGAUGAAGAUCAAGGUCGCAGCUCGUCACAUUUCUUAUAGGACCCUUUUUCAUACCAUUCUUAUUCUUGCUUUUUUGUUGCCCUUUGUCUUCAUUCUCACCGCUCUUGUUACUCUUGAAGGUGUCAACAAGUGCUCCUCUUUUGAUUGUUUAGGCAGACGGUUAGGACCGAGGCUUCUCGGUAGGGUUGAUGAUUCAGGGAGACUGGUUAAUGACUUCUACAAGAUCCUUAAUCAAGUUAACGCUGAGGAAAUCCCAAAUGAUUUAAAGCUUCCAGAUUCUUUUAGUCAACUUGUUUCUGAAAUGAAGACCGAUCAGUAUGAUGCAAGGACUUUUGCUAUUAUGUUGAGAGCAAUGAUGGAGAAAUUUGAAAGAGAAAUUAGGGAAUCUAAGUUUGCAGAACUGAUGAACAAGCACUUUGCUGCAAGUUCUGUUCCUAAAGGCAUCCACUGUCUUUCUCUGCGUUUGACUGAUGAAUAUUCCUCUAAUGCUCAUGCACGCAUACAAUUGCCUUCUCCAGAGCUCCUCCCUUUGCUUUCUGACAACUCUUACCACCACUUCGUCCUGCCAACUGAUAACAUUUUGGCUGCUUCAGUUGUUGUUGCUUCUGCAGUGCAGUCAUCUCUAAAACCCGAAACGAUAGUGUUCCAUAUCAUCACAGACAAGAAAACUUAUGCGGGUAUGCACUCGUGGUUUGCACUAAACCCUGUCUCCCCUGCUAUUGUUGAAGUGAGAGGCGUUCACCAGUUUGAUUGGUUAACAAGAGAGAAUGUUCCAGUUCUUGAGGCUGUUGAGAACCAUUAUGGAAUCAGGAACUACUACCAUGGGAAUCACAUUGCUGGGGCCAAUCUCAGUGAUACCACUCCUCGACAUUUUGCUUCAAAAUUGCAGGCUAGAAGUCCAAAGUACAUAUCUUUACUCAACCAUCUCCGCAUAUAUUUACCAGAGCUCUUUCCACACCUCGACAAAGUGGUCUUUCUAGAUGAUGAUGUUGUAAUCCAGCGUGAUUUGUCACCUCUUUGGGAAAUUGAUCUUAAGGGCAAGGUUAAUGGAGCUGUAGAAACUUGUAGAGGUGAAGAUGAGUGGGUAAUGUCCAAGCGUUUUAGAAACUACUUCAAUUUUUCACAUCCCCUUAUAGCAAAGAAUUUGGACCCUGAGGAAUGUGCAUGGGCUUAUGGGAUGAAUAUCUUUGAUCUUCGUGCAUGGAGGAAAACAAAUAUAAGAGAAACUUACCAUUCCUGGCUGAAAGAGAAUCUGAACUCAAACCUAACAAUGUGGAAGCUUGGAACCCUACCACCUGCUUUAAUAGCAUUUAAAGGUCAUGUUCACCCAAUUGACCCCUUGUGGCACAUGCUUGGCUUGGGCUAUCAGCAUAAGACCAAUAUCGAGAGUGUGAAGAAGGCUGCAGUUAUCCACUACAAUGGCCAGUCAAAACCGUGGCUGCAGAUUGGCUUCGAGCAUCUCCGGCCAUUUUGGAACAAGUAUGUCAACUACUCCAAUGAUUUUGUGAGGAACUGCCACAUCUUGGAGACGUAGUCAAUCAACUAGUGGAGCUAGGAACUAGAGAUAGAAGGGGAAAAAGAUAUUAGUGAUAUGGGUUUAACAUACAUUUUUUGUCUCGAACUUUCUCUGAAGGUUAUAUUUGAGAAAGCAAGUUGAAAAAAUUGGCCGGAAGGGGCAAUACUUUCAGGUUCAGAUUUUGCUGUCAUCCCCCAUACUAUUGCAGGACUGGACCUGCAUCACUACAAGGACGUUGAGUUUCAUUCUUUGAUUUUGUAUUAUACAAAUCCACGGUUAAUUCUUUGCUUGGGAAAAGGAUACUGUUAUUGGUAUUCCUACUGGGAAUCUUGCUUUUGAUUACUUGGUCCAUAAUUUGGAAUAAAGUGAAAUACACAAGAGACUGCUUAUUUUGAUGUCUUCAUACUGGUCGAUGAUGGGAAGAGGAAUGCUAGGAAAGUUUUUCGGUGAUGCUCCCCUCAUAAGUCCAUAAACGUUUUUCUCCCUUCAGUAUUAUUAUUAUUAUUUUCUUUUUGGUUAUUGUUGUUUCAUUUUUUGUUAGUAUCUCCCCAUUUUUCCUUUCCCUUGAUUUUUGGUAUCACGGUGAAUUCUAGGAGUAGGUCAUGGAAGAUUGCUUUGUUACAGGUCCCAUUCAAUUGGGGAACUACUGUUAGGUUACAUUACAUAUUGGUAUUUGUUAUGUACUUUUCCUGAUAAACAUUUAAAAUGUGCAGAUAAUUCAUUUUCUUCAAAA